CACUGCAGACAUGGGAAAAGGACUCGAUGUGUGUGAGAAAUGAUCAGUUGAAUCGCUAAAGGACAUUGAAUAAGUUCUUUAAGGCGCGCUGAAAUGCCCGCGUGACGCUAUAGCACGAACACAGAGACGUCAUUCGUAGUUAAAAGACUUUUCUUGUCGUCCGUGAUCGGGACAGGACAGCAGGUUGAGAUGUUAUCAGAAGAGCAAACGAGCAACAUGAAGAAAACGUGACUGGAGCCUUUGGACUGUAUCGAUGAGGAGUGUUGUGGAGUUGUCAUUGAGUGUCCUUUUUCACACAGUGUUUGUGAGGGGGUGAUGAUGGUGAUGAUGAUGUUGGAGGACGAACAUCAUUUCUACCUUUUAGAGUAAUGCUUUGAGGGAAUCUUCUCUAUUUAUCUGAGGAUAUAUACCCGCUUGUUUCCUAGUUUAUAUGCUGGUAUAUAGCCUACACACACACACACACACACGUCUGUAUUUCCUGGUUUUCUCUUCACCUGGAAAGGGUGUUUUAAGUGCUUUUUUCCAAGAGUCCAGGAAGUAGGAAACCAAAGCCUUUAAGAUUUAAGUCAAUCCGAAGUCAGAAAAUGAUCCAGGAACUAUCUAGUAGGUUAAAAAGGAACUUCGCCAUAGAGCUAGUUAAAGCAUCGACAGACCUGGUCAGAUAAUAUCGUGUUAUUCGUGUAUCUGGAGGAGCGUGAUUCCUCUCAUCUUCUGAAACGCACAACUAUCAUGGAGAUGAAGAUGUUCAUCGUUGUCUUGGGGCUCCUGGUGGGCAGUUUGAUGCCCAUCGGAGGGGCCGCCAGCUCUCCAGACACGGGCACCGGUCACGGGAUAUCCCACACGGGAGAUCACGGGCCCCCGAAUCACGGAGGCGAGGGAAAUCACUCCAGUUACAUCAAGAAGCCCUUCCCGGUUCUGGCUUUUGAUUAUGAACACGUCCGGCUGCCCUUUGAGAUCUCAUUAUGGGUGCUACUGGCUUCCUUGAUGAAAUUGGGGUUCCACCUGAUCCCUAGUUUGCCCUCUAUCGUCCCGGAGAGCUGUCUGCUGAUCGUGGUGGGUCUGCUGGUCGGUGGUCUUAUGAAGGUGGUCGGCGAGGUUCCUCCGGCGCUGGAAUCCAAUAUAUUCUUCCUCUACCUGCUGCCUCCCAUCAUCCUCGAUGCGGGAUAUUUCCUGCCCAUACGACCCUUCACUGAGAACCUGGGCACCAUUCUCAUGUUUGCGGUGGUGGGGACCCUCUGGAAUGCGUUUUUCGUGGGUGGUCUGCUGUACGGCGUGUGCCAGCUGGAGGGCGCUGAGCUGGAGCGUGUGGACCUCCUGUCGUGUCUGCUGUUCGGGACCAUCAUCUCAGCCGUAGACCCUGUAGCCGUGCUGGCUGUGUUUGAGGAGAUCCACAUUAAUGAGCUGCUCCACAUCCUGGUGUUCGGAGAGUCUUUACUUAAUGAUGCCGUCACUGUGGUGCUGUAUCAUCUGUUUGAGGAGUACUCCAGUGUGGGUACGAUCACUGUCACCGAUGUGUUCCUGGGUGUCGUGUGUUUCCUGGUGGUGUCGUUGGGUGGUAUCGUGGUGGGCGCCAUCUACGGCAUCCUGGCGGCCUUCACGUCACGCUUCACCUCACACACCCGUGUCAUCGAGCCCCUGUUUGUCUUCGUCUACAGCUACAUGGCUUACCUGUCCGCGGAGGUCUUCCAUCUGUCCGGCAUCAUGGCGCUAAUCGCAUGUGGUGCCGUCACGCGUCCCUACGUGGAGGCCAACAUAUCCCAUAAAUCCCACACCACCAUCAAGUACUUCCUGAAGAUGUGGAGCAGCGUGAGCGACACGCUCAUCUUUAUCUUCUUGGGAGUGUCGACAGUGGCCGGGCCGCACCGCUGGAACUGGACCUUCGUCAUCAUGACUGUCAUUCUCUCACUGGUGGCUCGUGUUCUGGGUGUAAUUGGCUUGACCUUCGUGAUCAACAAGUUCCGUAUUGUGAAACUCACCACUAAGGACCAGUUUAUUGUAGCUUACGGUGGACUGAGAGGAGCGAUCGCCUUCUCCCUGGUCUAUCUGCUCAACCCUGUGCACUUCCCCAUGAGGAACAUGUUCCUCACCGCCAUCAUCACGGUCAUCUUCUUCACUGUAUUUGUGCAGGGUAUGACCAUUCGACCUCUGGUGGACCUCCUGGCCGUGAAGAAGAAACAGGAAACAAAGCGAUCUAUCAAUGAGGAGAUUCACACACAGUUUUUGGACCAUCUGCUAACUGGCAUUGAGGAUAUCUGCGGACAUUAUGGACAUCAUCACUGGAAAGACAAACUGAACCGGUUCAAUAAGAAGUACAUAAAGAAGUGCCUGAUAGCGGGUGAGCGCUCCAAAGAACCUCAGCUGAUCGCCUUCUACCACAAGAUGGAGAUGAAGCAGGCCAUCGAGCUGGUGGAGAGCGGAGGAGGAUCCAAGCUGCCUUCUGCCAUGCCCUCCACCAUCUCCAUGCAGAACAUCCAGCCCAAGAAGACUCCUCAGGACAGAGCUCUGCCACAGCUCUCCAAGUCCCGUGAGGAAGAGAUCCGGAAGAUCCUGCGCACAAACCUGCAGAGGACCCGCCAGAGACUGCGCUCGUACAACAGGCACACACUGGUGGCUGAUCCGUUUGAGGACGGCUGGAACGACCUCAUCAAACGCAAGAAACUGAUAGAUAUGGAAAAGAAGAUACUGAUGAACAAUCACCUGACCGUUCCAGCUCCGCCUCCUGAUUCCCCGAACAUUGCUCGAGCUCGACUGUCUUCAGACCCUCAAGCGUGGGGCAUCAAGGCUGUCACAGAAAGCAUCCCCACCAUUAAAGUGGACCUGGCCUCGCCUCAGAGCCCGGAGCCCGUCAACAUGCGGGACGAGUUCGGCAGCCAAGCAAGCCAGCCGAAGGAGAGCCAGGAGGAGGGCGGCCUGAUGAUGAAGCCACCCUCUCCUGCGAAGGAGAGAAAGGACAAAAUGGCGUACGAGGAUGAUGAUAAGGAGCCUCAGCGCCUCAUGCGCUGUCUGAGCGACCCGGGGCCCGCUGGCGAUGAGGAAGACGAGGACGAACCCUUCCUCCCCUGAGAGCUCUUAGACAUGGAGGACAGAUUUAUAUUCUAUAGGAAGCCGAAACGAGAGAAACGUCAGGAAAACCAAACUGUUGAUGAACCAAAAUAAAGAAAAUGAAAGGGAGCGAUCAAAAAUA
This is a messenger RNA of Rhinichthys klamathensis goyatoka, 3184 nucleotides long. It is a transcript of the gene slc9a1a, whose product is annotated as solute carrier family 9 member A1a. Gene Ontology annotation, molecular function: sodium:proton antiporter activity. The record is from RefSeq and is a predicted model, not a curated record. NCBI's taxonomy places the organism in Eukaryota, Metazoa, Chordata, Actinopteri, Cypriniformes, Leuciscidae. The transcript is spliced from 12 exons. Gene Ontology annotation, biological process: sodium ion transport; proton transmembrane transport; regulation of pH. Bases 730 to 3063 code for a protein of 777 amino acids. Gene Ontology annotation, cellular component: membrane.